UUCUUUUGAAAAUAUAUACACCAUGUUUUGCAGAAACUGUUUAUCAACAUAUAAAAAAAUAGAAGAAUUCAAAAAGUGUGGAUCCAAAUUUUUUCUCCAUCACCGUCCAAGUUCACCAAAGUUGUUAACCUAAUUCUUUCUUUUUAGCAGGUCAAUCACCGCGACAAUUUUCCACACUCGCAUGAUUCCAUCCACUCUAUAAAUAGCGGAUUAGACUAUACUAAGUUCAGUAACAAUUCUGUGUUAAUUUUUUUCUAAUUGCUACUCCAUGGCCAACUCCAAAAACCUUGCAUCCAUUUUCACCAUUAUUAUCAUCCUUCUCUUUUCAUUCACCGCCGCAAAGGCUUCUACUUUCCACCGAAACCUAUCUCCCAUGUCUUUGGGAUUGAAGAAGGAGAAGCUGAGCCACCUUCACUUCUUCUUCCACGACAUUCUCAGCAGCCCAAAUCCCAGCGCGGUUAGAGUGGUUGAACCCCACGCGUCCAAUACUUCUUCCUCCACGCUUUUCGGAUUCAUAGCAAUGGCCGACGACGCAUUGACCGUGGGCCCCGAGCCCGGAUCCAAACUCAUCGGAAAGGCCCAGGGAAUUUACGGAUCUGCGGCCCAAGAAGAAAUUGGCCUGUUGAUGAUCAUGAACUUCGUCUUCACCGAAGGGAAAUACAAUGGCAGCACGCUGAGCCUGUUGGGGCGGAAUGCCGUUCUCUCCACCGUGAGAGAAAUGCCGAUCGUGGGAGGAAGCGGCGCUUUUCGGUUCGCACGUGGGUAUGCUCAGGCGAAGACUCACACGCUUGAUUUCAAAACUGGGGAUGCUGUAGUGGAGUACAACGUCUACGUGUUCCAUUAUUAAGCAUUGCGUCAUUUAACAGCACUUCUGUUAUUCUUCUCUUUUGUUUCUCUUCUUUGCUUUAUGCAAUUGGAAGUUGCCUUUAUGCUUCGUGUGUGGUUUAACCAUGUGUUACUUUAGUUGAAAAUAUUGACUUAAAAACCCAUCAUGACUUCAGAAA
Molecule: messenger RNA, 1004 nt
Organism: Vigna unguiculata (cowpea)
Lineage: Eukaryota; Viridiplantae; Streptophyta; Magnoliopsida; Fabales; Fabaceae
Product: dirigent protein 22 pseudogene
Source: RefSeq, a predicted model, not a curated record